Molecule: messenger RNA, 771 nt
Organism: Heterobasidion irregulare TC 32-1
Lineage: Eukaryota; Fungi; Basidiomycota; Agaricomycetes; Russulales; Bondarzewiaceae
Product: carbohydrate esterase family 12 protein
Exons: 4
Coding region: 1-771 (256 amino acids)
Molecular function (GO): hydrolase activity, acting on ester bonds
Source: RefSeq, a predicted model, not a curated record
AUGAAGCUCGGCUUGACCUCUCUCUUCGUCUCUUAUGCAUGUGUCCACGCUGCCUUUGCUCAAACUGUGUAUCUCGCAGGCGAUUCCACUAUGGCAAAAGGUGGAGGAGGCAAUGGCACUGAUGGUUGGGGUCAAUACCUUGCCCAAUAUCUGACAAUCCCGGUUGUGAACAGUGCUAUUGCGGGAAGAAGCGCGCGAAGUUUCACCGAUGAGGGCCGUUUUACGACACUAAUCAACACCGUGAGCAGUGGCGACUACGUCGUCAUCGAGUUCGGUCAUAACGAUGGCUCCGCUGGAGCUGUGGACAAUGGCAGGCAGGAGGCUGUCGGUGACGGAUAUAACACGACAUCUACUGUGACGACAUCAUCUGGCUCGCAGAUUGUCAUUCACACGUACAAUUACUAUGUCCAAAAUGCUGUCACCUCGCUUCAAGCGAAGGGCGCAAUCCCAAUUGUAUCUUCACAGACCCCGGAUAACAUCUGGGCCAAUGGGGUCAUCAACGGCGCUUCUCGGUUUGUUGGCUACGCGCAGACGGCCGCAUCCCGCACCGGCGUGACGUAUGUUGACCACAACGGCUACACCGACCAGGCCUACAACGUGCUAGGCGAGACGACAGUCGAUACUUACUACCCUAAUGACCACACACACACUUCGCCAACAGGCGCAAAUGUAGUUGCGGAGGCCUUUGUUCGGGGGCUGCUAUGUGGAAGUAACUCGCUGAAAAGCAAAGUCAACUCGAAUGGCCAGUCUGCUCCUAAUGGCUGUAUUUAA